Molecule: messenger RNA, 1320 nt
Organism: Penicillium taxi
Lineage: Eukaryota; Fungi; Ascomycota; Eurotiomycetes; Eurotiales; Aspergillaceae
Exons: 4
Coding region: 1-1320 (439 amino acids)
Biological process (GO): mRNA export from nucleus
Cellular component (GO): THO complex part of transcription export complex
Molecular function (GO): protein binding
Source: RefSeq, a predicted model, not a curated record
AUGGCCCCCGGACAGGAUGUGCCUCGGCCCCGGCCCCGGCCCUUCUAUCCCCCGCGGUACCCAGUCCCCCAUUUCCGCUAUCCCCGAGCCACCUCUGCUGCCGUGCAUUCAUCUGUUGUUGCUGCCGUGCAUGCACAUCCUCCUAUUUUCUCGCCUGUCGUCCUACCCUCGUCGCCAGAGUUGCCUGAGCAGCUUCCAGACGAGUGCUUCAUGAUGGCUCCAGCUCCGCGACGCGAUCUCCUCGCGAAGGAACACUUCGCUUAUGUCUUCGGCAGCUACAAAACACAGAAUUACUACGAUCCGGGCGCCAAAGGUCCCGGUUUCCAUACCAUCCGCACUCUUGAUUGGAACCCCACUGGCCAGCUCAUCGCAACUGGCUCAUCCGAUCGCACUCUGCGCAUCUGGAAUCCGGAGCGCCCUGCUGUGCGCAAUUCGACGGAGCUCCGGGGACAUUCUGGUGCAAUUGAGAAAGUGCUUUUCCACCCUGUCCGAGAUGCUGAGCUUGCGAGCUGCUCCGCCGAUGGAACCGUGCGCCUCUGGGAUGUUCGUUCUAAGACCUGUAUCAGCCGUUUGGACGUUGGCGGAGAGGCGUUUACUCUCUCGUGGUCUGCCGAUGGUAAAACCAUGAUGGUCGGCAAGAAAGACGAUACCCUGAUCCCGGUCUCUGUUGAGUCGCCUUCGACGCCAACCAUUCUUCCAACUGGAACCGCCGAUGUCUCUCCGCCCGUGCCUAACAUCUACACUGCUCUCGCCCCCCACCCUCAAAGCGUCCAAACCAAUGCGACUAUCUUCUCCCACCAGAUCCCGACACCCGCCUCGCCGGAUCUCUACCUCUUCACCACGACCGGCGAAGGCCGCGUCAAUAUCCUCUCUUACCCCUCGUUCAAGGUCCUGUAUACGCUGAACGCACACACUUCUGCUUGUAUGGCAGUGGCUCUCGCUCCUACGGGUCGAUACCUUGCCGUAGGCGGAAGUGACGCACUCAUUUCGCUUUGGGAUACAACUGAUUGGUUCUGCCGUCGCACUUUGACGAGCGAAAAUGGCGGUGCAGUCAAGGGCGUCAGCUGGAGUUUUGAUGGUCGGUUCAUCUGUGGUGCCAGCGAUGAGCUCGGCUGCGUUGGUAAUGGCCUCGAUAUCUUCCACGCAGAGACGGGCGAUUGCGUCUACACAAUCCCUACCAGUCCUAACUCUGGCAUUCCCGCGGUUGCGUGGCACCCAUCUCGCUACUGGUUGGCGUACUCUACUACCACCGAUGGACCUGGAAGCGGUAGCUCCGGUGGUCUGAAGAUCGUUGGCGCUGCUGGUGGUGGCGGACUGUGA